GACGUUGGUGCGUAAGAGAGAACGGGCCGACCCUUCUUUCGUCAUCGCGCCAGUCCCAAACGAGCCUCCGUGGUGAAUCGGCCCAGGCGCCGGUCUCUCGCGUGGACCACGAUUCGACAGGCGCGACCGCAAUAUUAGACGCCGGGGCGUCCUCUUUGUCGGCGCCCGACUCAUCUCGACACAUCACGCGGUUGUCGCCGGAGCCGCAGCGUGUCGCGCGGAGAGGCUUCUCAGUGACAGGGUUUCUAAGCAUAGCGUGGGAGGGCCAAAUAUGGCUAGCGCGAAUUCACAGGACGAAGACAGGCACGGCGACGAGGGCAUCAUGUCGAUUCCCGGCGCAAGCGACAGCAUCGACGCGGCCACCUUCGAGCAGAUCCUCGAGAUGGACGAGGACGAGGAAGAGAGGGAGUUCAGCAAGAGCAUCGUGUACGACUUCUUCACCCAGGCCGAGAGCACCUUUGGCAAGAUGGACUCGAACCUCGAGCAGAAAAACCUCCGCACCCUCUCCGAACUCGGUCACUUCCUCAAGGGUUCGUCCGCAACCCUCGGCCUCACAAAGGUGAAAGACUCGUGCGAGAAGAUCCAGCAUUUUGGCCAGAAGAAGGACGAGACGGGCACAAACGACAUCUCGGAGGAAGAGGGCCUCGCGAAGCUGAAGACGACGAUUGAGCAAGCGAAGCAGGAGUUCUACGAUGUCGAGAAGGUGCUCAAGAAGUUCUACAACGACGAAUCAUGAGGCGUGCGAGGGCCGAAACUGGAGCUCUAUCCUUGAGCGAUUGGGGAACCCUGCAGACACUGGCAGCACCUUUUCGGGGCUGCGGAGGUACGAUUGCUGAAUACGACGCGUAGAUGCAGCCCUCCAGCGCCCUGAAUAGCGCGUUUCUCACAAUAUGAUCACGAUGGCCAACUUCCUUUCCAUUCCCGAAGU
Trematosphaeria pertusa is the source of this 928-nucleotide messenger RNA. Its product is annotated as histidine-phosphotransfer domain, HPT domain-containing protein. Gene Ontology annotation, biological process: phosphorylation; phosphorelay signal transduction system. The record is from RefSeq and is a predicted model, not a curated record. Gene Ontology annotation, molecular function: protein histidine kinase binding; histidine phosphotransfer kinase activity. The coding region runs from base 272 to 736 and encodes 154 amino acids. The transcript has 3 exons. Lineage: Eukaryota; Fungi; Ascomycota; Dothideomycetes; Pleosporales; Trematosphaeriaceae. Gene Ontology annotation, cellular component: nucleus; cytoplasm.